ACUGAAAUAAUUGAAUUGUUUUGAUUAAAUUUUGUUUUUAAGUACUAUCAUUUUUCAAGUUUGCAUUAUUUAAUAUUUACCAAAGCUUUUGUUCUGUGUAGCUCUCUGAUAAGUUUUAUGUAACUGAGAAUGCAAAUAAUGAGAAAAAUUAAUAAUGAUGUCGGAGAUGACAGUAGUUUCAGAGAUUUACGAUGAAUAUAAUUACAAAACAGAAUGUAAACCAUCUAAAAUUGGAAAUAUAAUAUCACAGUUUCCCUUCCUCCUACCUAGGGGAAAAAGUAAAGUAAAUGUUGAUGAAGAUGAUGAUUUGGACUUACAGAGGCCAAAUAAAGAAGUUAUUAAAAUUGAGCAUAGUUCAAAAACAAAGAUAGCAUUAGUUGGUUUGCAAGUGUGGCGAGGAGCUUUCCUACUUGGCGAUUUAUUAAUACAUUUGGGUGUUCGUGGAGACUUGAAGGGGAAAACUGUUUUAGAACUGGGUGCUGGUACAGGCCUCACAAGUUUUGUUGCAGCUAUAUAUGCAAAGAAAGUUGUGUGUACUGAUAUAGAUGUAGGAGGCAUAUUGGAGCUUAUUAAAAUCAAUGCAAAGUGUAAUGAAAAGCUGAUAAAAUCACAAUUCAAAGUGCUGCCAUUGGACUUUAUGAACACAGAUUGGAAUUCGAUUCUAUUGAGAGAAAUCCAACAGACUGAUAUUAUAAUUGCUGCAGAUGUAAUAUACGAUGAUGACGUGACAGCAGCGUUCGUGGCUACGAUACAAAAGAUGCUCAAUACAAAUCCACCAAAGACAUUGUACAUUGUGCUAGAGAAACGCUACGUAUUCACCAUAGAGCAUAUGGACUCCGUAGCACCGUGCUAUGAAACAUUCCUAACUUUACUGGAUAAGGUCAAAACGGAUCCGCGUUCCAAUUGGACGGUGGAACAGUUACCUCUCAACUUUCCUAAGUAUUUCAUGUACGAGCGUGUGAAGGAAUUGGUGUUGUGGAAAAUUUGCUCUAAAUGACGCUGUUAUAGAUGCUAUUGUGGAAUAAAUUUAUUCUCGUA
Zerene cesonia (dogface butterfly) is the source of this 1038-nucleotide messenger RNA. RefSeq names its product methyltransferase-like protein 22. NCBI's taxonomy places the organism in Eukaryota, Metazoa, Arthropoda, Insecta, Lepidoptera, Pieridae. The transcript has 6 exons. Gene Ontology annotation, biological process: protein methylation. Gene Ontology annotation, cellular component: nucleus. Gene Ontology annotation, molecular function: protein methyltransferase activity. The coding region runs from base 155 to 997 and encodes 280 amino acids. The record is from RefSeq and is a predicted model, not a curated record.